AAAACAUUAGAGAAGAAGAAGAAGCUUACGUCAUUCGACGCGACACUUUCCACGGUCGGAGCUGAACCAUGCCUAAAUAUAAGAGCAGUGUCCGUUGUAAGACCAAAAAAAUAAAACUAACUCGGAAAACCAUCGGUGCUCGGGCGAAAUCUUCCUACAUUCCCUCACAUGCAGGCUCAUCUGACACCAACACUGUUUUUCCCUCAUCACAUGAUAUUUGUACUGAAAACUCAAAGGAAGAAGGGACCGCGUAUACUAGGGCAAAAAGGAAGGAGCUGACUCUAUGGGAUACACUAAAAGAUCAGGUCUUGGAAGAGUCCUAUAAGUCCUCCGCUCCUUUCUCUGACAUGUGCUCGGUGUGCAAGAAACCUGGAGUAUACCGCUGUCUGGAAUGCAGCAGAAGCAGUGUUUUUUGCAAAGAUUGUGUCUACACAGUACACAUAAAUUCUUUGCACCUCCCUGAAAAGUGGAAUAAAACCUGCUAUGAGGCUGCUUUCCAGCAGUUGGUGUUGCAUUUAAGUGGAGAUCACAGUACCCAUGAUGUUUACUCCAGAGAUGUAAAGACUUUUGUCAACACAGGUCAUCUCAUUAAUUGCACAGUUUCUUUCUGUAAAUGCGAACCUGAGGUCUGCACUCUUCUGAAAUAUGGCCUUUGGCCUGCUUCACCGGAGAAGCCACAGGCUGCUUUUUCAAUGGCUCUUCUUGAGCUAUUUGUUCAUCUUUCUUUGGAGUGCCAGGUCUCUGUAGAGGGAUUCAUCAACACCUUACGGUGGAAAAACAAUCUUACUGUUAUGGAGGUUAAUAUGCUGUACAGAGCCCUAGUAGUAGAGUCUAUUUCCCAGUUUCGCCAUUAUCACUUCCGACGAAGGUCACUAGUUGGCCUUUGUGACCAAUUUGAUGAUGGCACAGUGUGCCCAGCAUGCAUAAAGACUGAUGGCACUGUAAUUGUGGCUUUGGAUGCCAACUUUGGCCUCGUACGAAAAAAGAGCUCUGGAAGUAGUAUCACUGAGCCAUUGCAGGGUAACAGAAUGUUUGUCAGGGAUGAAGAUGUUGAAGAGUAUGUCGGGUCAAAUCCUGACAACUGUCAACCAACAGAGAACUGUAGCAAGUUCAAAGCUGGCAAUGCACUUCGUUCCCAAAACCAGCAAAAAAAAUUAGACAUAACUGGUGUAUUUGGAGCAUCAUGUCGCCACGAGGUUCCACUGAUAUUUCUUAACAUGACACAUGGAGAAAGACUUGCAUAUCCUAAAUAUGUCAUCACAGAGCUGAUGAAAAAAUAUCAGGAAAAAAACAUUAAUCUGCAUGUCAUUUAUGACAUUGCAUGUGUCCUGUCCAGACAUUUCUGUAAAACUGGAGAAGGAAUCCCAAAAGGACUUUCCCUGGCGGUACCAGCAUUUCAUGUGUAUGGGCAUAAACUGCAGUGUCAGAUCAUGUACAGCACGCGACGAGUUCCUGGAUUUGGACUAACAGAUGGUGAAUGCAUGGAGAGGUUAUGGUCGUUUUUGAGAAGAUUUUCUCGAGUGACUAAAGAGAUGACUCCCUCCCAUCGCCUUGACCUUCUCACAGACGCACUCCUGUACUAUGGUAGAAGAAAAUCUGCAGAUCUAGAUGUGCAGCUUCUUCAGAGGUGGGAAAAAGCCGAGAAGAUUGCGAGUAUUGCUGAGGAAGAGAUUUCUGCAGUUUUGAAAGAGUCACCGAUAAGCAUUUCUGAACAUGACCUACAACAAUGGAUGGAAACACAGAGACAUGUAGCCCAAGCUGCACAUUUAAAAACUAGAGACAAAGAGAUUGUUCCAAGAUGGAAGAGGAACUAUGUGAUGAAGCUGACCGAAAUCAACCAGCUCAGAUCCGGAUCACAUAAACAGGAGUCACUCAUUGAAGAUGAAUCGCAGCUGGACAGGGAUCUUCGAAUGAUUGAGAGACACCAUGGUGUAAAACGAAGGUGGCUCCCUUCGGAUGACAUUUUCCAGAGAACACUGAGAGAUGUUGACCAGGAACUUAGAGGUCAGCUGAUACAACGAGCACAAAAUGAAGCAAGGGAGAGGGCCACUCUUCUCAACCUGAAAAGAAGAUAUAAUGAUGGACAGGGAGUUGCUAUAAGGCUGUCCAAGCAAGUGAAUGCCUGUAACAGGAAACUGAAGAAGAUUGUUACAGAGUACAAUAAUCUGCAGUGGCCUCCACAAACUGGCAUCUUUCCAUCACAUUUAGAAUUUCUAGAAUUGUGUGAUGCCUCCUCCCAGCUGUACACAUUGUUUGAUGAACAAAUUGAAGAUCAUGGUGUUGUUCCAAAGAACCUAAAAAGUCGAGCAAUAGAAGCCCUGCAUUUGAAGACUAGAGCAACUGAAGAAAAGCUUCUACUUAAGAGAGAGAUGAACACUGUCAUUCUUCACCUUCAUCAACAACAUGGACAUUUAAGUUCAGCUAUAAAUGAUACUGCAGAUCCUGGUUCAAAAGCUGUACUUCAUCAAAACAUUAUCAUGUUAGAAAAGAAAAUGUACAGUGCAAUGAACAUGUUCAAGAGGUUUAUCGAAGUUGGUGCCCCUCCUCCAAAUCAUCACCUACCAGAGUUCAACUCUUAUUCUCAAGCACUUAUGUCUCCAGAUCUACAUUACAUAGACUAUGAUGAAAGCAUUGACGAUGGAGAGGAUGAAGGAGAUGAUGACGACGACGACAAUGUUGACGAAGGAGAGAACAGCAUAGAUUGUGAAUCAUCUUCAUGAUUUAUAGCCACUUACUGUCCUAUGUGAAGAGCACAUAUUCCAGUAUAAAGUUCAUUGUUUGAUGAUUUUCAUAUAAGCUUUGUGGUCUAACAUCUCAGUUUAUUGCUUUUGAUAUUGUUGAGACAUAUCUGUUUUUUUAAGUCAAGCUAUAUAUAAUCAAGGGCAUUUUAAUUUUACUCAUUACAGCUUUGUACUCUUUUUCACAUUUUUUCUCCAACAAAGAUUUUAUUGUAUUUAGUUUUACAGAUACACCUGCCACAUAACCAGUACAGUAAACAGGACCUACGAACACCCUCUUAGAUACAUAUCUGCAUAUACUCCUUUAAGUAUACAGGAGAAAAUAGUCCACUGUUGAGGCUCCCUUGUUGCACAUUGUGUUUUGACAUUAAACUUGUCUCUAACUGG
Gambusia affinis (western mosquitofish) is the source of this 3125-nucleotide messenger RNA. RefSeq lists its product as uncharacterized. NCBI's taxonomy places the organism in Eukaryota, Metazoa, Chordata, Actinopteri, Cyprinodontiformes, Poeciliidae. The record is from RefSeq and is a predicted model, not a curated record. The transcript is spliced from 17 exons. Bases 69 to 2720 code for a protein of 883 amino acids.